CAUGCCGGCCGCUGAAUGACAACAGUCAGCGUCCCGGGAAAAAAUUAUGCAACCCCCGCUGUAAGCGAGCGCCCCGAGCACGGCCCCGGCGGGCGGGGCGGGGGUGGGGGCGGAGCCGCCCUGUCUGGCCCUGGUCCCGUCCCCGGCCCCGACCCUGACCCCGUCCCGGGCAGGCGGGCGGGGCGGAGGAGGGGCCCGGGCCGGCCCGGCGGGCGGAGCGGAGCGGAGCGGGCGCGCUCCGGAAGAGGGAAGGAGCGGAGCGGCGGCUCGGGCGGCAGCGGGAUGGCAGUGCGGGGYUCAGCGGGGGACGCCGCGCUCUGCCGAGCGGCUGAGCAGUGGCUGCUCUGGGAUAAGAAUCCAAAAACUUAUGCAAUCGUGAAACAAUUGCUAGCGGAAGGAAAUGCCGGAGAACUGCAGAAAUACUUUGGCUCACGGAUGGAGUUUGGCACAGCAGGGCUCAGAGCUGCCAUGGGAGCAGGGAUUUCCCACAUGAAUGACUUGACUAUUAUCCAAACAACCCAGGGAUUUUGCAGAUACCUUGAGAAGAAUUUCAGUGACCUGAAAAAGAGAGGAGUUGUGAUUGGGUUUGAUGCUCGUGCUCAUCCUUCCAGUGGAGGUAGCAGCAAAAGGUUUGCAAGACUUGCUGCCAAUACCUUCAUCAGUCAGGGAGUUCCAGUUUAUCUAUUCUCUGAUAUAAUACCAACUCCCUUUGUGCCAUACACAGUAACUCAUCUGAAGCUUUGUGCUGGAAUUAUGGUUACUGCUUCCCAUAAUCCAAAGCAAGACAAUGGUUACAAGGUUUACUGGGAAAAUGGCGCUCAGAUCAUUUCACCUCAUGACAAAGGAAUUUCUCAGGCUAUUGAGGAGAACCAAGAGCCRUGGCCUCAGGCUUGGGAUGACAAACUGAUUGACAGCAGCCAGCUACUUCAUGAUCCAUAUGCCAUGGUCAAUAAGGAGUAUUUCAAAGACAUACAGAAACAGUGCUUUUACAGGAAUAUAAACAAGGAAACAAGCCUGAAAUUUGUUCAUACUUCUGUGCAUGGCGUAGGACAUAAAUUUGUGCAGUUGGCAUUCAAGGCRUUUGACCUUAGUCCUCCUUUUGCUGUUCCGGAGCAGAAAGAUCCUGAUCCAGACUUUCCUACAGUGAAGUAUCCAAAUCCUGAAGAAGGCAAAGGUGUUCUGACAUUGUCUUUUGCUUUGGCUGAAAAAGAUGGGGCAAGAAUCAUUUUAGCAAAUGAUCCUGAUGCUGAUCGCCUUGCAGUGGCAGAGAAACAAGAGAGUGGUGAAUGGAAAGUGUUUUCUGGAAAUGAAUUAGGMGCUCUUUUAGGUUGGUGGAUCUUCACUUGCUGGAAAAAUAACAAUAGGGAUGCUCGUGCUGUUAAAGAUGUCUACAUGUUAUCCAGUACUGUUUCUUCCAAAAUCCUGAGAGCAAUUGCACUAAAGGAAGGCUUUCACUUUGAGGAAACACUGACAGGUUUCAAGUGGAUGGGCAACCGUGCCAAACAGCUCAUGGACCAGGGGAAAGCUGUUCUUUUUGCAUUUGAAGAGGCUAUAGGGUAUAUGUGCUGUCCUGCUGUUCUGGACAAAGAUGGUGUCAGUGCUGCUGUUAUAACUGCAGAGAUGGCAAGCUUUUUGGCAACCAGGAAUUUGUCUUUGUCUCAGCAGUUGAAAGCUGUCUACGAUGAAUACGGCUUCCAUAUUACCAAAGCUUCUUAUUUCAUCUGCCAUGACCCUAAAGUUAUUCAACAGCUUUUUGACAACCUUAGAAAUUUUGAUGGAAAAAACACAUACCCAAAAUCUUGUGGUAGAUUUAAAGUUUCUGGAAUAAGGGAUCUAACUACUGGAUAUGACAGCAGCCAGCCAGAUCAAAAGGCUAUACUUCCUACUAGUAAAAGUAGCCAAAUGAUAACAUUCACUUUUGCUAACGGAGGAGUGGCCACAAUGAGAACCAGCGGAACGGAACCAAAGAUCAAAUACUAUUCUGAACUUUGUGCACCCCCUGGAAACAGUGAUGUUGAGCAGCUGAAGAAGGAACUAGAUGAAUUGGUCAAUGCUCUUGAAAAACACUUCUUUCAACCAGAAAAAAAUAAACUUCAACGGAAGACUGAGUAAAAURGCAAAAUAACUGCCUUGAUUGGCUUUUGCAACAUUAGAAAUGGAUUAUUUAAGAAGUUCAGGAUUUUUGGGACCAAACAUCUGAGAACUGACUAUAAAGACUUCUGCUUUUAAGAGUUAUUUUGGAUACUCUUGGAUCUAGUAUCUUAUUUUGGAAGGAAAGUACCUUUACCGUUAAGGGACCAAAAAAACCCAAUAAGUUGAACUAAAACCUUUAUAACUAAAAGUUGACUGCAAAUGUAUUUCAAUCAAAACCUGUUUUAAUUAAAGAUAAGUAAUAUUCUGAUAUCUGAAACAGCCURUUUUGUGGUGACUUCUUU
This is a messenger RNA of Malurus melanocephalus (red-backed fairy wren), 2435 nucleotides long. It is a transcript of the gene PGM2, whose product is annotated as phosphoglucomutase 2. Gene Ontology annotation, biological process: purine ribonucleoside salvage; carbohydrate metabolic process. Bases 16 to 2112 code for a protein of 698 amino acids. The transcript is spliced from 14 exons. Gene Ontology annotation, molecular function: magnesium ion binding; phosphopentomutase activity. The record is from RefSeq and is a predicted model, not a curated record. Lineage: Eukaryota; Metazoa; Chordata; Aves; Passeriformes; Maluridae.